AUGUCCUGCGGGUCCAUAUCAGGCUCAGCCUCGUCGUCCUCUUCGAACGCAUCGCCCCAACUGCUGGACGAUGCAACACUGUAUACCACUCCUGACGUGGAGGAGACUGAGAGCAGCGAACAACUGCUCGAGGCGGACGAGCUCUUCUUCGACUUUGCGAAGUGGGAGCACGAUUCCACGCCGGAAGCCUCCUCGUCGGGAGGGGAGUCCACCCCCAGCCUGGCGUCGACGGAGGAGGCGUCCGCUGCGCCAAGUGACUCACCAUUAUCGGCUUCGGGGGGUUUGCCGUCUCAGUCGCGGCCACCGAGCCCCGGUUCAUCCUCUGCUCCUUCCACCUCCGCUUCCCCGGUGCGCUCCAAGCGCAAGCGGGAGGCCUCUGACGAGGGCCCGUCGACCUCGGUUCGUCAACGAGCGCGGCGGGCACCGCGCAUCACACCCCAAGCCGCGCCAACACCCCAUCAGCGGCGGGUGUACACCUGCGGCCUGAAGGCCAAGGACGACGACCUGCACAAGUGUACGUGGCAGGGCCAUUCGGAGGGCUGGUGGGCCCACCUCCGUGAGGACGAGGCGCUCAAGAAGCUGCUGCCGGUGAAGGCGGAGACGCCUCGUGGGGCGGGGGCCAGCUGCGGGUGGGAUGGAUGCGAGUUCGCUGGGACGGCGAAGGAGGUGGAGGGUCACUGGAAGACGGCCCACAAGGGUAGUCUGGCUGACGAGCGGACGGAGGACAGGGCGGCGGGCACUAACCUCAACGACUACCAGGUCCACUGCCGCGCGUGCCUGGCUGAGGGGGUGCGCGCGGUUGUGACGGAGCCGUGCCUUAUCCGGCACCUCAGGACGAAGCAUUGGGGGACCGGGAUGAAGUGGUGUGAUGGGUGCGGGGAGUGGAAACGUGCGGAUACGUAUUCGGAAUCGUUCUCGAGCAUUCGGGCUGCAAUGAUCACAGACUUAAGUGAGACGCUUGGCUAG
Messenger RNA from Rhodofomes roseus, 966 nucleotides. RefSeq lists its product as uncharacterized. NCBI's taxonomy places the organism in Eukaryota, Fungi, Basidiomycota, Agaricomycetes, Polyporales, Fomitopsidaceae. The transcript is spliced from 4 exons. The coding region runs from base 1 to 966 and encodes 321 amino acids. The record is from RefSeq and is a predicted model, not a curated record.